AUGUCCUCAUCACAUGGUAGCUGUCAAAUCAACAAUUUGGAUAAGUAUUGCUUGAGAAGUGUGCUAAAUCUAGAGAUGAAAAUAGAAAUUGAGUUUUUCUUAUUUAUGCAAGAAGGGUUUCUAGGUUUAUCUGGUAGAUAUAAAAUAAACAAGGCAAAAGUGGGUGAACUUUUUGAUGUAUCAGCAAUCGUCCUCAGAGUUAAGUCUUAUUUUGCUCCAAGAAGCUUUUUUGGGGUGGAAGAUUUUCUUGAUGAUGACAACAGCAGACCAUACACUUACCAGAAGGAGAAAAAGUCAAAAAAUCCGAACAAGCAUGUAUCCUUUAAGCAACGUACUGUAGCUUACAUGGAGCCAUUUACUCUUGAUGUCUUCAUAUCAAAGCGCUUUGUUUCCGCGUCAAUCACGCACAGGGUAACAAGCAAGCAGGUUGCAGUCGCUGGUACUAACUCCAAAGACAUCAAGGCAGUACUCAAAUCACGAUCUGACAUACCUGCAUGUUUGGCCGUGGGCCGGAUUUUGGCUGAUAGAGCAAGAGAAGCAGACGUGUACACAGCUUCUUAUACUCCUAGAGAGAGAGACAAGUUUGAAGGAAAAAUUAGAGCAGUUGUUCAAUCCCUCAUUGAUAGUGGCAUAGAUAUCAAAGUUUUUCUUGAUUGAUCCUUGUUUUUAGUCUUUUCCCGCAGUUUUUAUGGCGAUGUGCCUUCAAGAUUCUCAGGGACGAGAUCUGUGACUUUAGUUUGUAAAACAGACUUAUGUUCUCAAACUUGAAAGGUAAGAACUUUUCAUCAAAGCAUUUAUGCUUCAAUGAACUCAAUUUUUUCUGUAUUAUGUCACAUCCGUAAAAUGCCAGAAAUUAGAACAUAUUGUGUGGAGGGUUUUUUCUAUUUUCCUACUUUGGAGUUGGAAUUUAUUUGAAAAAUUAUAAUGAGGAA
Molecule: messenger RNA, 932 nt
Organism: Olea europaea var. sylvestris
Lineage: Eukaryota; Viridiplantae; Streptophyta; Magnoliopsida; Lamiales; Oleaceae
Exons: 4
Coding region: 1-657 (218 amino acids)
Biological process (GO): translation
Cellular component (GO): ribosome
Molecular function (GO): 5S rRNA binding; structural constituent of ribosome
Source: RefSeq, a predicted model, not a curated record